AUGGACCGCUCCAACAAACCCUCUGCGAUCGGCGUGAGUGCCUCGCUCCCACAGCCUUCCGUUUCCGUUAAGGAUGGCAUUAUCGAGGCCAGCUUACCCUCCGGCGAGUCCGUCGCGGUUUACCUGUACGGUGCCACGGUCAGCUCGUGGAAGGCGAACGGCCAGGAACAGCUGUUUAUGAGCAAGACAGCCCAUUUGGAUGGUUCUAAGCCGAUUCGCGGUGGAAUUCCGCUCGUAUUCCCGGUCUUCGGUCCCCCUCCUCAGAACCACGCCACCUCAUCCCUCCCCCAGCAUGGCUUCGCUCGCAACUCAACCUGGGAGUUCCUCGGAAAGUCCUCCUCGGAGGCCGGCAAAGGAGAUCUGGCCGUCAAGUUGGAUUUCGGCCUAUCGCACACCAUGUUGAGCGAGGAGUUCCGGAAGGCGUGGCCGUACGAGUUUGGACUGGUUUACAGCGUCACUUUGACCAAGGAUGCGCUCCGGACCUCCCUCCAGGUUACCAACGAGGGCAAGGAGAACUUUGAAUUCCAGGUUUUGAUGCACACCUACCUGGCCGUGGAGGAUAUCUCCAACGUCCGCGUCAAGAACCUCGAAUCUAAGACCUACGUCGACAAGACCCGUAACGCAAGCACCCACACCGAAUCCUCUCCUGCACUGGCCAUCACCGAAGAGACCGAUCGCGUCUACCAGGGUCUAGACCCCGCCAAGCCGAUCGUCGUCUCCUCCGCUUCGGACGAUCAGCCUCUCUUCUCCAUCACCCGGGAAGCUCUCGGCGAUGUCGUUGUUUGGAACCCUUGGAUUGAGAAGGCCAAGGGCAUGUCCGACUUUGGUCCCGAUGAUGCAUACAAGAACAUGAUUUGUGUUGAGGCCGGCUCUGUUUCUGCUUGGCAGACUCUCGAGGCAGGUGACUCGUGGGAGGGUGGUCAGAGUAUCAAGUCUCGCCUUUGA
Molecule: messenger RNA, 945 nt
Organism: Penicillium cataractarum
Lineage: Eukaryota; Fungi; Ascomycota; Eurotiomycetes; Eurotiales; Aspergillaceae
Product: D-hexose-6-phosphate mutarotase
Exons: 3
Coding region: 1-945 (314 amino acids)
Biological process (GO): carbohydrate metabolic process
Molecular function (GO): carbohydrate binding; isomerase activity
Source: RefSeq, a predicted model, not a curated record